UGCAACUAAACCCCAUUCACAAGAACACACAUCUUAUAGUGUUUUCUAUUUAAAAAGGUGGAGCGUUUCAUAAUUCAAAAUUUGCGUAUUUUUCAUCCUGUUUUCUCUCAUUUACAAAAUUUUGGACGAUGGACCCAAAUACUGCGGCAUCAUUCUGUUGUGUAGCUGAUUUCAAGGAAUUUGCGUUACGUUCACUGCCGAAAAAUGUUGUGGAUUAUUACUGCACCGGAUCUGGCCAAGAAAACACCAUACGAAAUAACAGAACAGCUUUCGACAAAUUGAGGAUCAGACCACGGAUACUGGUAGAUGCACCUGGUAAAGUGGACAUCUCGACAGAAGUUUUGGGCUGUCCUCUACAAAUCCCAUUUGGAAUCGCUCCCAGUGCUAUGCAGAAAUUAGCCCACCCAGAUGGAGAAAUUGGAAACGCCAAAGCGAUUGGAAAACUAGGUGGAGUUUACAUUCACUCAACUAUAUCAACAACAAGUGUGGAAGAGGUAGCUUCUGCAGCUCCCGAUACCAUAAAAUGGUUUCAAAUUUACUUUUUAAAAGACAGAGAGCUUACGAAACGAGUUGUGCAAAAGGCAGAAAAGGUUGGAUAUCGAGCUUUGGUUUUCACAGCAGAUGCUAAUGUGAUGGGAUUACGUUAUGCAGUCAUGAAAAAUCCAACGGAAUUGCCCCCACAUUUAAAGUUAGGCAACUUUGACUGGUCAGUUCCAGAAAUAGAUACCUUGGGAUUGGAUUCAUACCUCAAUCAGCUACUCGAUCACAAUAUUUCUUGGAAAGAUAUAAAAUGGCUCAAAGAAAUAACAAAACUGCCGAUUAUUAUAAAAGGUAUUUUAACCGCCGAAGACGCAUUAUUAGCCAUAGACCAUGGAGUAUCUGCAAUAAUUGUGUCGAAUCAUGGAGGACGACAAUUAGAUUCAGCACCUGCCUCGAUCGAAGCACUUCGUGAAAUAGUCAAAGUUGUCGGCGACAAAAUAGAUAUUUUCUUCGACGGUGGGGUUGAAUUUGGAAUGGACAUAUUCAAAGCAUUGGCACUAGGAGCAAAAAUGGUUUUCUUAGGAAAAUCAGCUUUAUGGGGUCUGACUUGUGGAGGAGAAAAAGGAAUUCAAAAGUUACUGGAAAUCUUACAACAUGAACUCGUAACUACAAUGGGAUUAACAGGUUGCCAGAAUUUGAAGGCCAUUAAAAAAAACAUGGUCGUGCACGAAUCAUAUUACGAUACAUUGUAAUUUAUCUGUUAAUUAAUUAAAAUUAUGUACGAGUAUGUAAGUACCUACCUAUCUACGUAUUUAGUGUAGGUAUGUAAAUUGUAAGUAUUCAAGUAAAAAUAUCUAUUUCGAGGGAAUUAGCUCAUUUUCCAUUAUA
This is a messenger RNA of Planococcus citri (citrus mealybug), 1368 nucleotides long. RefSeq lists its product as uncharacterized. Gene Ontology annotation, molecular function: oxidoreductase activity; FMN binding. The transcript is spliced from 9 exons. NCBI's taxonomy places the organism in Eukaryota, Metazoa, Arthropoda, Insecta, Hemiptera, Pseudococcidae. The record is from RefSeq and is a predicted model, not a curated record. Bases 129 to 1232 code for a protein of 367 amino acids.